Molecule: messenger RNA, 252 nt
Organism: Racocetra persica
Lineage: Eukaryota; Fungi; Glomeromycota; Glomeromycetes; Diversisporales; Gigasporaceae
Source: the annotation of a GenBank genome assembly
CCAAAAAAUGAUAGGUUCGAAAAUUCAUCGGAUGAUGAUUCUGGGAAUGUUAUUGUGAAAAGACCAAGAAAACAAGCGUAUCCUUUGAUACCACGAUUCAAUUCGGAAAAUAACACGAAAAUCCACUCAGAUUCUUCAUUACCACCAAGGAAACGCGUCAAACAAGCGGAACAGAUGUUUCUUGAUUUUGGACAAAAGAAUUUCGGUGUUCACACGUGUCCAGAAUGUCAGAUGCUUUAUAGUCGAGGCACA